AUGAUAAGAUUUUUUGAUGUGAUUUCAUAUUUGGAUUUUUUUUUUUUCCCUCAAAAAGAAUGGUGUUGGACAAUUUUAAAUGAUUUCUAUUUGACAGUUUUUGUUUUUUCUUUAUUAUACAUAAAAAAAAAAAAAAAAAAAACUUAUUUUAAAAAUCUAAUCUCUGAUAAUAUUUAUUUAGGUUUUUGGGAUAAUUUAUUUUGA
Dictyostelium discoideum AX4 is the source of this 204-nucleotide messenger RNA. RefSeq lists its product as hypothetical. NCBI's taxonomy places the organism in Eukaryota, Evosea, Eumycetozoa, Dictyosteliales, Dictyosteliaceae. The transcript is spliced from 2 exons. The record is from RefSeq and is a predicted model, not a curated record. The coding region runs from base 1 to 204 and encodes 67 amino acids.